AUGGCGCUUCGCACAAUCUCCGCGAAAAGCGCAGCAGCGCUCGACCAAGAGCUCAUGUCCACCGGCGCAUUUUCCAUCGACCAGUUGAUGGAACUCGCUGGCCUCAGUGUCUCACAGGCACUCUUCAAGCUCCAGCCUCUCAACAAGGGCAAGAGGAUCUUGGUUGCAUGCGGCCCAGGAAACAAUGGAGGUGACGGGCUCGUUGCUGCACGUCACCUUUUCCACUACGGAUACCAACCGACCAUUUACUACCCCAAGCAGAGCAAGAAUGAGCUUUACCAACGACUGAAGAAGCAACUGGAGGACUUAAAGGUUCCAUUCACAGAGGAUUUCAACAGCGCACUACAACAAACCGACCAUGUCGUCGACGCCAUCUUCGGCUUCUCGUUUUCUGGCGAAGUUCGUGAGCCCUUUCCCAAAGUGAUCGACGCUUUGGCAUCAACCAGGGUUCCUGUCCUCGCGGUCGAUGCUCCUUCGUCAUGGGACAUCGAGGACGGACCGAGGGAGGAUGGACCAGGCAAGGGAUUCAUGCCGCCGGCUCUCAUCAGCUUGACGGCUCCUAAGCCGCUGGUAAAGUGGUUCAAGGGAAGGCAUUUCUUGGGAGGACGUUUCUUGAGCCCGGCGAUGGCGGAGAAGUUUGGGCUGGAUAUCCCAAAGUACGAAGGGCUGGAUCAGGUGGUUGAAGUACCUGUGGAGAGCGAAAAACUGUGA
Messenger RNA from Ascochyta rabiei, 711 nucleotides. Its product is annotated as NAD(P)H-hydrate epimerase. The transcript has 3 exons. NCBI's taxonomy places the organism in Eukaryota, Fungi, Ascomycota, Dothideomycetes, Pleosporales, Didymellaceae. The coding region runs from base 1 to 711 and encodes 236 amino acids. Gene Ontology annotation, cellular component: mitochondrion. Gene Ontology annotation, molecular function: NAD(P)HX epimerase activity. The record is from RefSeq and is a predicted model, not a curated record.